Messenger RNA from Aspergillus ruber CBS 135680, 3780 nucleotides. RefSeq lists its product as uncharacterized. Gene Ontology annotation, molecular function: protein binding. The coding region runs from base 1 to 3780 and encodes 1259 amino acids. The record is from RefSeq and is a predicted model, not a curated record. Lineage: Eukaryota; Fungi; Ascomycota; Eurotiomycetes; Eurotiales; Aspergillaceae. The transcript has 6 exons.
AUGGGAUCUAUCGGCUCUGAAGCAAGUGUAUCUUUGGAAGAUUCUUGGCAGCAGGCUAAAGAUCGCUUUUUUCAAAAGACAAAUCUGAAACUGGAUAGCGAUGGGGAAGUUAGCCCCUUAUCCCCGGAGGAUUUUCAAGAGAGAAUAAUCGAGCUUCGAUCCAAUAGGAAAACAGCUGAAAAGACGGAAAAGUCCAAGGGACAGAGCAGAAACAUUAUAACUGCGUUGCAAAAGUUAGGUGGAAUUGCGGCUGGGGGUGCUGCAUUGAGUUUCCCACCAGCCACCGUGUGUUUCGGUGCUUUGUCCUUUCUCCUAGAGAUUCCAAAAACUGUCCAUCAGUUCCACGUAGCUAUCGAUGCUGUGUUUGACCAAGUGGAUGUGACAUUCGCUGAGAUUGCCAUAUGGAAUCGGGCAGAUAAAGAAGAGCUUUUGGAUUUUGCUCUACGGAGAUACACGCACCAGGGUUCCCAGAUGCGAGGAGACUUGAGGAGCAUUCAGAAGACGACGGGCAAGACUGGGAAAGCAGUGAGGGAUUUAUUGGAAUCAAACCAAACCCGAGAUGUAGAAAAAACCCGCCAUGGCGACCUGAAAACAAUUCGAGAGAGGCUCGGAAUUGACAGCCAUUCACAAGCGUCAUCGGAUAAUGUCCAUAGGGACGGAUUGAACAAGGCGAGUCCCAGGAGUACUUGGUUUCAGCAGCUCAAGGAAUACACCGAUUGGAUUGAACAGAGUGCGCCUAAUUUCAACCCCAUGCUACUAUUAGCAGGAGACCAAGGAUCGGGCAAGACCCAUGUGGCGACUUCAGUCUUCCUGUCUUUGAAGGAUGCAAAACCAAUUUCUACUCAUCAGGAUGAGCAGACAUUGAUCGCUUACCAUUCAUUCCCGUCGCCUACGAACAAGGCUGAUGAUGACAAGAGGCCGUUGGAGACUGCGUUCAAAUGCAUGGCCUGCCAGCUAGCCGGUCAGCAUUUGAAAUACCGGAAAACCCUGCUUGGGCUUUGUGAAAAGAACAUAUUUGAUAGUAAGACCUGCAAAGAUCUCUGGUCAGACUUUCAAUUUGAAAAACCCCGAGCCAAAGCAACAUUUCUGCUCUUUGAUGGAGUGGAUAAUUUGGCAGAGCAAGACAUACGAGAACUGUUCAAAACGUGCAAGACUGUUCGAAACGGUCACCUUCGUCUACUCAUGACUGGGACAAAACAAUGCUUUCUACGUGAAUCGGUACCUUUGAUUCAAAUUGAAAACCAUACCCAGCAGGAGCUAAAGGGGUACAUCGAGAGAUGCUUAAAGGAAGCCGAUCUGCUCCAGGAUGAUCGGCAAUACUUUGUCGAUUUGAGAAGAAAAAUAUGCGACAGACUGUUCGAGCAAUCCAGCUGUAGUUUUCUCAGCGCCCAGAAGCUCUUUCUGACAGCUAAAGAAUUCAUUCAGACUGACGAAAAGGACAAACUAGACCAAUUUCUCGACUACACAUCAAAAGAUUCGUCGGCUCUGGCUCAUGCGCAGCGGCAGCAGCUGCAGGAAGGCUUAAACGACAAACAUAUUGAUGAGUUGAACGUACUUUUGGUUUGGAUAGAAUAUGGUCGGGAGUGGCUUGACACUCAACAACUGGAAGCUGCCCUGUCUUUGCAACCCAACUCGGGAUUACUGGAGCCACUUCACAAGAAGAUCCAGGGGAAAUAUAGAAGACUCUUGGAGAUAACAGAUGAUGGUAAGGUUUGUCUGAUAGAUGGUGUCAAGGAAUGGGUGGUGACACCUCGAAACACUCCGAGACCAUCCGAGAAUGACCCCAAGGUCACCGCUACCAUCUCCAUCACAAAUGCAGAUGUCAGAGUAGUUCAGCAAUUCUUCUGGGAUCUGACUGAACAUUCCAUGUCAACAAACUUUGACUUCAAGCACGUGCCCGAUGCUCAAAACAUCCGCCGGAAGCGGAUUCAAGUUAACGAAAUCGAUUCCCACCUUUUGAUUGUGAAACAGACGUUUGGUUUUAUGAAUAAAAAACCAGAUCCUAUAUCACAGCCAAUUGGUGCAUAUCUUUUCCAAUGGUUUCAUGAUCAUCUUUCGGUUCUAUUGACUGCGACAGGACAUGACUCGAUUGGAGAAUCAGACAAAGUGAGCAUUGGUGAAGGCCUGUACGAUAUAUUCUAUUGCCCGGAGUUUAUUCGAAAGCAUUGGGAUGGUAUAAAGGUGACCACCUGGUUUCGCAACCGUGAUGCAAUUGAGGUGUUUUGGAAGUGGCUUCUGAACGAAUCAGCAACAAGCCGCCUGGGGAAACGCGACAAACAAUGGAUUCAAGAUACAAAAAAUCGAAAAGGCCGAGAUCGGCAUCUAUUCCGCCGGUUAGCAGAGCUCAUCGCUUCCAUUUGGCUGCAAAGUCAGAAGUCACACCCCAACUACGCAUUCGAAUGGAUUAGUGAAUAUCUAAUACUUGAACCCGAAGAUAAUGUGAGGGCUUCCAGUGGUGACGAUAAUUCCCCUGAAAGCAUGGUAAUCGACGAGAGCGCCACCCUCAUAGGCAAAAUCCAAUCAGCUGAUGCCUGGUGUGAAAGGGUCCUGCGUGACAAGAACCAAAGCAAAGACCAGCGUCUAUGGAUUCAGCGAAUGGCAGAGACCUGUCAGUUCCUAGGUCUUCGCAGGGAUGCCAUUAAAUACUAUACACGGAUAGAUAUAUUAAUCCGCCUGGGGAAUCUACAUGGCAUGGAAAAAGACUCCGAGCUAGAGCUGCAAUACAAACGGAAAGCCUUUUAUACAGACAACAGCAACAUCAAUGCCCGCUACGCCCUCUUCCAGACCUACCGCAUGCAACAGAAGACCGAAGAGGCUCGCAGUCUCCUCGAAGAAGCUUCUCGAAAUUCCAUAAAUGAGAAGUCAACGCAAUUGAAACCAUUGAUUCAAAAGGCCGCUGAAGAUAAAGAACAGUCUUUUCAUACCUUGUAUAGAAUGACUGCGCUAUGUGCAUCUGAAUCACGAAUUUUGGAUAUUCUGUUGCAAGAUAUAGAUACAGCGAUAGCAGAGGCUCGUACGGCUCGAAUUUACCAGACCCUGUCACCGUUAUUAUUACACAAGGGAAUCGCAACUCAUUACUACAGCAAGAAUGAACAAGACGAAAAUAGCUCGGCUUUUAAUAUCUGGAUGGAGUGCGUGUCGGAGAUCCAACAGAACAUACAAGUGAACGAAGACAAAACAUUCCAUCUAGAAAGGGUCAACCGCCAGUUGAGUUUAUACCAUUUUGAGCAAGCCGAGGCUGGAGAAGAGGGACAUAUCGAAAUUAUGGAGCAGAUUGCUCAAGGCUGUACUGGACUGUCUCCGGCUACGAUAUAUCUAGCGGCCUAUUUCCACCGCCAUGGUCAACCUGAUAGGGCCCGCAAUAUCCUUCAGCCUCACAUGGGCCUAGCAUUUGAUCUCCUUUCCGGCGACACUACGACAAAUGACCCGUUAGCCUACACAAUUCUCCUAGACUGUCUGAUACGUUGUGAUGAUUUUGAGGGCAGCCAAAUUGCCCACUCAAUGGUUUCUGCCGUCCGAAUGGAUAGAAAAACGUUAUUAGUUUGGUUAAAGUAUGAACUUGAACAACCGGUCGAUGGAAUCGAAGAGAUCCUGAGUACAUUGGACUCAGACUGCUUUAUGCUGUCGCAGUGGGAUGGAAUCGACUGCUUGAUCAAAAAAGCCGAGUCCCUCGACACCACCUGGGAACAGGAAAGUAGUGAUAGUGGUACUGGAAGCCCCUAUCUUCGUAUCCAAGCCCUUCUGAAGGAGUACAAAGACGCCAUGCUGGGUCGCUUGUAG